Molecule: messenger RNA, 1269 nt
Organism: Anthostomella pinea
Lineage: Eukaryota; Fungi; Ascomycota; Sordariomycetes; Xylariales; Xylariaceae
Source: the annotation of a GenBank genome assembly
AUGGCUGAAGUCGCAGCCGGUUUGGUGGUCGCUGAGGAGAUUGUGUCUACCAGCCUUCAGGCCGGGGCAGCCACCUAUGCCGUUGCAAAGCCUACCAUGCCUCUGAAGGCCACAUUCUCGCAGAUUGGAUCUACCGACGACGAUGCCUCAAGAUCGUCACUUGCCCGUUCCCACCACACCGUUACCAUCGUCGACAAGAAAGCAUACAUCUUUGGUGGCCAGACGAGCCCUGAUACACUUGCCACCAACAACAUACACGCCGUGGCUUUACCUAUCAAAGGCGCCGCAGCCACGACCGAGUAUCAGGUCUUGCCCGCCAUUGCUGCCGAAAAGGACACUGGCGCAGUUCCAGAGGCACGUUCCAAACACGCAGCUUGCGCGCUUGGCACCCGCGUCGCUGUCUACGGUGGCUGCGACGAAGCCGGCAAAGUCAUCGACGAAGGCUCCAAGGUCUGGCUCUACGACACCGAGAAGUUGGCCUGGGAGAGUCUGAAAGCGGACAGCCACCCAGAGAGAGUACCUUCGGCUCGAGCUCAGGCAAGUCUGCUCGCCCACGACGGCAACCUCGUCCUGUACGGUGGCGUAGACUCCAACGGCUCGGCCUUGACCGACGUCUGGCAUUUUGACUGUUUGACCAAAGUCUGGAAUCAGCUACCGCAUGCGCCCGCCGCCACCACAAGCGCUGCCAUUGCCCAAGACACCCUAUAUCUUGUGGCCGGUACAGAUAAUCUCAGUAGUGAAGUGCAUCAUCUCGAUAUCAAGCUGUUUGCCGAGCAGCCACCGACAUGGGGCUCCACUUCGUUCCCGACGAAUCCCUUGGCCCCGGGCCCCAAGGCACGCGAUAACGGUGGGGUGGUACCAGUGUCCACGGGCUUCGGUCGGAACUAUCUUCUCUACUUCUUUGGCGAUCGUCAAGGAGAUGCAGCGAACGGUGAUCUCUUGCAGUGGAGCGACCUCUGGACCUUCCAACUCCCCUCCAGCCAGCCGGAAAUGAAGGCGUCCUGGAAUAUGGCCGAGGCCAUCAAGCCAGCCAAGAUCAAGGACCAGAUUCGUACCGCGUUUGGUGCCGACACGGGAGGCUCCAGCUGGGCCGAGGUCGAGGUGCAGGUGCCCGGUGACCUCCAAGCAAGCGAGGGCAAAGCACAUCCCGGGCCUCGCGGCUCUUUCGGCUACGACGUGACAGCCGAUGGCAAGAGUGUGGUGCUAUGGGGUGGUAUCAAUGCCGAGGGAAAGCCCGCGGGUGAUGGCUGGAUCAUUGAAUUGUCUUAG